CUGCCAAGUCCAUCGCGAUCCUUCUUCUCUUGUGUCCCGUGCCUGCCCGUCUCUUCCUUGUACUUCUACUCUCGCCCGCCUGGGGUGCACAAACGAGCAAAGCAAGCUAGCUCGGUGGUAGUAGCCAAAGCCGAUCAAGCUAGUAGGCAUGGCGGAGGAGGCGUCGUCCGCGCCGGCGCCGGCGCCGGCUGGGGGGAAGAUGACGAUGGUGGCGGGGGUGGACGAGAGCGACCACAGCUUCUACGCGCUGCAGUGGGCGCUCCAGCACUUCUUCCAGCCGGCCCAGCCGCAGCAGUACCGCCUCGUCGUCGUCACCGCAAAGCCCUCCGCCGCGUCCGCCGUCGGGCUCGCCGGACCAGGCGCGGCGGACGUGCUGCCGUUCGUGGAGGCCGACCUCAAGCGCACCGCGCUGCGCGUCAUCGACAAGGCCAGGGACCUCUGCGCCGCCGCGCAGGUGGCCGACACCGAGUUCGAGGCGCUCGAGGGCGACGCCAGGAACGUGCUCUGCGACGCCGUCGAGAGGCACCACGCCGAGAUGCUCGUCGUCGGCAGCCACGGCUACGGGGCCAUCAAAAGGGCUGUUCUUGGAAGCGUGAGCGACUACUGCGCCCACCAUGCGCACUGCACCGUGAUGAUCGUGAAGAAGCCCAAGCCCAAACACUGAGCACCGAUCGAUGCGGCUACCUGACUCGUCAGGAUUCCACAAGCAAACAUAUAUUUACGUGUUGUCAAGUUGCAUAUGUGUCUGUCUCUGAAUAAUCAGAAGAUCAGCGACCAUCACGUAUCCGGUUACCUGGUCGAGUAACCGGAUAUGCAAUCCUACUACCUAUGGAUUGACAAGUACAUACAAAAUAAUCCUACUACCUCAAAAACAAUGCUAGCUUUUGUUCAUGGAAUGCAAUACGUGUGAAGUGCAUCUGAUUGCAAAUUCUGGUCUCCCUUGUUGUCAGUCAGAGACAGAGAGCAACAGGAACUCCAAAUUAGAAAAAUGGUAUCUCCAUUUUGUUCGUUUUGACGAGCUCUUCGA
Messenger RNA from Panicum hallii, 1027 nucleotides. Its product is annotated as universal stress protein PHOS34-like. Lineage: Eukaryota; Viridiplantae; Streptophyta; Magnoliopsida; Poales; Poaceae. The record is from RefSeq and is a predicted model, not a curated record. The coding region runs from base 149 to 664 and encodes 171 amino acids. The transcript has 3 exons.